Molecule: messenger RNA, 1107 nt
Organism: Penicillium argentinense
Lineage: Eukaryota; Fungi; Ascomycota; Eurotiomycetes; Eurotiales; Aspergillaceae
Product: putative mitochondrial carrier protein (Pet8)
Exons: 1
Coding region: 1-1107 (368 amino acids)
Cellular component (GO): mitochondrial inner membrane
Molecular function (GO): S-adenosyl-L-methionine transmembrane transporter activity
Source: RefSeq, a predicted model, not a curated record
AUGGCCCAGCAACCAGAAAGCGAGGCAUUGGUCUCCUCGCUAUGGACCAGAUCCCUCCUGGUACGAGAGCGCUCCCUUCAUAAGCUCAAUCCCUCGCAUGCCACUAAUCACUACCACCAACAGUCCGGCGCCGUCGCAGGUCUCACCGUUGACUGCUCGCUCUACCCCCUCGACACCAUCAAGACCCGCCUCCAAAAGGCACGCGAUCACACCGCACCGCAAGCAACCCGGCUCUCACUGCGCCAGACAGUCCGUGGCAUCUACGCCGGUCUCCCAUCUGUCCUCUUCGGCUCCGCCCCAUCGGCCGCAUCCUUCUUCAUCGUCUAUGACGGCGUCAAGCGCUCCCUCCUCCCUUCGUCUCCGGACUCCGCCCCCGCUUCCCGCGCUCAUGUCUUUUUCACACACUCGAUUGCCUCGUCACUAGGCGAGAUCGCCGCCUGUGCCGUACGCGUUCCGACAGAGGUUAUCAAGCAGCGUGCGCAGGCUGGUCUGUUUGGUGGAUCUAGUCUGCUUGCGCUGAAGGACAUCCUCUCCCUGCGCCACGCGCCGGUCUCCACGGCUAUUCCGGCUGCCGGUACCAAUGCCAUUAUCCCGUCGCCAGCUGGCUCUGGCUCUGCGGCCCCCGUGAAGCGGGGAUAUGGACAGGUCUUCCGGGAGCUGUACCGCGGCGCGGGUAUUACCAUUGCGCGCGAGAUCCCCUUUACCGUUCUCCAGUUCACCAUGUGGGAAUCCAUGAAGGAGAGAUAUACACAACGGUACCUCCGCCAAACGGACUCGGUGUCUGGAGUCGUCAAGCAGGAUCAGAUUCCCGCUUCCACGAGUGCGAUGUUUGGUAGUGUGGCCGGUGCCAUUGCGGCCGGUCUGACGACCCCGUUGGAUGUGAUCAAGACUCGCGUGAUGCUUGCGCGCCGGGGUGACGGUGGUGCUGAUGCCCCUCUUCGAGUGCGUGAGAUUAUGCGCGGCAUUGCGCAGGAGGGAUUCGGAGCCUUCUGGCGUGGCAUUGGGCCUCGUGUUGCAUGGAUUGGUAUUGGUGGUGCUGUUUUCUUGGGGAGUUACCAAUGGGCUUGGAAUACCCUUGAAGGUAAGAAGCAGGAGGAGGAGAAGUAG